GUUAACCUAAUUAUUCAUUCUGUACAAAGUAAAUAAACAAAACAAACAGUGGUAAUACAUUCUUGAAAUAAUUCAAUAUUCAAUUGAAACAAAACAUUGAUCAGUUAAACAAAUAAACUUCCAUUAUUAUCAUCAUCAUCAUCAUGACACACUGACAAUGAUCCUUUUCUAAUUAUUCAUUAUUGAAUAUAAUGAUCUCGAAACAAAAAUAUAAAAGUAUGGAUCAAUUAAAUAUCUUUUCAUUGAUCUUAUUAUUAGUAUUACUGAUUAAGAAUAUUCAACAAAUAAAUUCACAAAAUAUUAAUGAAAAUAAUAAUAAAAUUAAUGGAAACAAUCAAAAUAUAAAUAAAAUAAUUGAAUAUAAAAAGAAUGAAGAGAAAUAUAAAGAUACUAUCGAUUUGUUACAACUUGUUGAAAUUGAUAAAUUGGAUAGUUAUGAAAUUACACGUCAAUAUGGAUUUUGUCCUUCAUCAUUCAUAGAAAAUCCAAAUACUGCUUAUUCAUAUCAUCGAGGAGAUAAAUUAAAGUUACCAUCAGAGAAAGCAUUCCCAACUAUAUUUCCUCAGGACUUUUCUAUUCUUGCUACUGUACGAUUGAAGCAUGAACAAAUUCAAAAGAUAUUUGAUGUCACAGAUGAAAAAGGACAAAGUCAAUUAGCUAUGUCAGUUGGAAAUAAUAUUGUUUUGCAUUAUCAUUUAUCUGAAGAUUCACCAUCCACAGUGGAAUUUUUAAAUGUCAAACUGAAUGAUCUAAGAUGGCAUAGAAUUGCAUUGAGUAUUAAAGGUGAUUCAGUCACAUUAAUUAUUGACUGUAAAGUUAUUACAUCAAAAUUGUUGAAUCGUACAUUAACUGAAAAUCUGAAAUUUAAUAAAGGAAUGCUAUAUGUUCUACAAGAUAAAGCAGGAUCAGUCAGUUUUUCUGGUGCAAUCGAACAAUUAUUGAUUAUUCCAACACCAAGUGGAGCAUACGAUCAAUGUACUAUUUAUUCUCCAUGUAAUGAAUCAGAUAAAACUGGUGAUGAGAUGCAACUUCAAGAACCAUACAUCUAUGAACAGACUAGAAAUUACGGUCAGCCAGGUGAGAAAGGUGAAGUUGGUCCAAAAGGUGAAAAAGGUCAACCUGGACGGGAUGGUCGUAAUGGAAUCCCUGGAGCUCCUGGUUUGCCGGGUGUACCGAGUCAUAUAUUAAUGAUGCCGUUACCAAGUUUUGGAAAGAAUGAAUUAAGUCGUAUGGCCAGUUUUAGAACAACAGUACAACAAGCUGUCAUGAUGCUAAAAGGAAGUCGAGGUCAGCAAGGUAUGACUGGUCUCCCAGGAAUACAAGGUCCACCUGGACCAAGAGGUCCGAAAGGAGAUCAAGGUCUUUUUGGAGAACCUGGUUUUAUAGGUCCAACAGGUUUAAGAGGUCCUCCAGGUCCUGUAGGCCCUCGUGGUAGACCAGGUGUUGACGGUGAAAUAGGAGCAAGCGGGUUAGCAGGUCCAAAAGGAUUACCUGGUCUUCCUGGAUUGCCAGGUUUACCUGGUCAUAGAGGUCAUAAAGGAGAAAUUGGACCAAAUGGUAUUAAGGGAGAUGUUGGACUAAGAGGUACUCCUGGCCCUUACGGACGAGACGGUGAAGUAGGUCCUCCUGGAGAACCUGGCGCAGUUGGACUUCAGGGCCCUAUGGGACCAGUUGGACCAGCUGGAUUACGAGGAUUACCUGGAAGGAUUGGACCAAAUGGACUCAAAGGUGAAUUUGGAGACUCAGGUGAGAUGGGCCCACCUGGCCCACAAGGUCCUGUUGGUCCACCAGGGGUACCCGGACCCCAAGGUAUACGUGGACUAACUGGAAAGCCCGGAGCAAGAGGGCCACCUGGUGUGACUGGACUACCAGGUAGCCCUGGAAUGACUGGAAAUCCUGGACCACAGGGAAAUGCAGGUCCUAAAGGAGAACCAGGAUUAACUGGAGAACCUGGGGAUACUGGUCCCGUUGGAGCCUCAGGCUAUAAAGGUGACCGUGGACCUCGUGGUUUACCUGGAGCUAAAGGAACUCAAGGAGCAGCUGGUUUAACUGGUGUUCGUGGAGAUAGAGGAGAAAAAGGUUCAAAAGGUGAACGUGGUCUUCCUGGACCACGAGGUAGUGAAGGUCCUGUUGGAUUAAAAGGUGAACCUGGUAUAGUAGGUGAACUUGGUCCUCGUGGAUUAGAAGGUCAGAAAGGAAACGAAGGUCCUAAAGGCUCCGUUGGGCCAGCAGGUGGUAUUGGAAGUCCGGGUGAAAAAGGCGACCCAGGUCAUGUGGGACCAUUAGGUUUGAGUGGACCUGUUGGACCACGUGGAGCACCUGGUCCGCGUGGGGCGCCGGGACAGUCAGGACCAGUCGGAUUCAAAGGUGAAGAAGGACCAACAGGACCAACUGGUCCUCCUGGAGCUGCUGGACCUCAAGGUCCAAGGGGUUCCCCCGGAUUCGUAGGAGUUCCGGGUCCUCCGGGUUUACCCGGUCGACCAGGACCAGUCGGACUUUUAGGAGAUCGAGGUGAACCUGGUGAACCGGGAAUACCUGGUGAAAUCGGGCCAAUAGGUAUGGUUGGUGUGCCUGGUCAAAUUGGAGAGCAGGGGGCACCAGGUGAACGUGGUCCUCCAGGACCACGUGGACCUCAAGGGGUUGCAGGUAAACCUGGGGUAGAGGGGAUUGAAGGAGUACAGGGUGAAAAGGGAACCAAGGGUGCUGCUGGUCCACCUGGGCCGAGCGGCCCAGUUGGAUUACGAGGAACACGUGGACCACCAGGUCCGUCGGGCGACCCUGGGUCGAAGGGAGAUGAAGGUCGCAUCGGCCCUCAAGGAAGCCUCGGUGACAAGGGUGACAGGGGUCCACCUGGACCACACGGACCACCUGGUCCCAUAGGACCAGUUGGACCACAGGGAUUGCCAGGAAGUCAAGGUGAACCUGGUGACAAGGGUGCACGUGGUCCUCCCGGCCCAAUCGGUGAAACAGGCGAAAAAGGUGUGCAGGGAUUAAUUGGCAAGCCAGGCUUACGGGGACCGACAGGAGCCGAUGGGGAGCAAGGUGACCAAGGGAGUCCAGGACCACAAGGUACCAAGGGAGACAGAGGAGAAGCGGGUGAACAAGGUUCUGCUGGACAACAAGGAGCAGCUGGAUCUCCAGGUCCUCAGGGUAUGGUUGGGGAACCAGGAGAGAUCGGAAUAGCUGGAGUUGCAGGGAUAAAAGGUGUAGAAGGCAAAGUUGGACCACCAGGGGCACCUGGACCUGCUGGUGUACAGGGCUCACCUGGUCGAAGUGGUCCACGUGGGGAACCAGGUAUUAAAGGAGUGAUCGGCGCAGAAGGGCCACCCGGACUUCCUGGACCUGUUGGUUUGGCUGGAGCUCCAGGAAAAAUGGGAAUACCUGGCGUACCUGGUCCUCCAGGAUCACCUGGAUUAAAAGGAGAACAAGGAAAGCCAGGUGCACGUGGUGAACAGGGGGCUCAAGGUACUACUGGACCACCUGGACCAAAAGGGAUGAAAGGGAUGCUCGGGAGACCUGGACGACAAGGUCAGCCUGGAUCUGCGGGACCACCAGGAAUAGUUGGAGAGCCAGGUGUUCAGGGUGCACAAGGGCCAAUGGGCCCAAUCGGUGCUCCAGGAUUGCCAGGCGAGCCUGGUGCAGCAGGUCCACCUGGAAAAGAUGGAGUCAGAGGAGCUGUCGGUUUAGAAGGACUAUUUGGUGAUGAUGGCCCUCCAGGACCACCUGGACCUGUGGGCGUCCCUGGUGUUCAGGGUCCUCCUGGAACAGCUGGUGAGACUGGUCCUACCGGAGACCCGGGAGAUCGAGGUGCUGCUGGAUCAGUGGGAUUGCCUGGUGAACGUGGACCUCCUGGAAUAAUGGGAGCUGAAGGACAAGUCGGUCCUCAAGGGCCAGAAGGAGAGCAGGGUCUUCAAGGGCCACCAGGAGAAACUGGACCGAAAGGGAACACAGGUAAAACGGGUUCGCCAGGUCCAAAUGGUCCAAAGGGAGAGUCUGGCCCGAAAGGAGUAAGUGGUAAUCCUGGAACAGUUGGACCGCCGGGACCUAAAGGAGAACAAGGUAGUAUAGGAGACCCUGGACCGACUGGAAAACAGGGUGAAAUGGGUGAUCAUGGAGAUCAGGGACCACCUGGUCCUCGAGGGCCUAAUGGUGAUGAAGGAGAAUCUGGGCCUCCAGGACCGACAGGCCCUCCUGGUCCACCUGGUCUACAAGGUCCUCGAGGAGAACAAGGUCAUCAAGGUGAUCCUGGACCAAUGGGUAAACAAGGUCCACAAGGUCAGGUGAAAAUAACAAAUAAUGGAGAAAAUCUACGAAUGAGAUAUAAGAGAUCAGCUGCAAUACAAUCUGAAGAAACACUUGAACAAAUUAAUCAAAAUAUAUUUGGACGUGUAGAUGCAUUGAAUAAGAAAGUACGUUCAAGACGUUAUGCAACUGGUUUAAGUCCACAAAAUCCAGCACGAACAUGUAAAGAUGUCAGAUUGACAAAUAAAUUUGCUCAGAAUGAUACUUAUUGGAUCGAUCCAAAUGAAGGGUCGAAUAAAGAUGCAAUUAGAGCGAAGUGUACAUUUUUUGAUGAUGGCACUGUUGAGACAUGUGUUGAUUCAAGUAUGGAUCAAGGAAUACUAGUUACAUAUCUGAAACCAUUACCAAGUGAUAGUGAGUGGCAAAGUCAACUUCGAGUGAUGAAUUCUACAACACCAUUAGAUUUACAUAAUUAUGGAAGUCAUUCACAAGUUAAUAUGUUACGUAUUCAACAUAGAUAUGCAUCACAGGAACUCGAAUUUUUAUGUGAUGGUACAGAAAUCUAUGGUUCAUGGAAUUCACGUACAAGUCAAUCAGAUUUUAAUAAAGCAACAGCUCUUCUAGCACAUAAUGAACGUAUGCUUGAUUUAACUUCAGGUGAAAGAUUAGGACCAGGAAAAUAUCAUAUGGAUAAGCGUAAUUAUCGAAAUAACUUAGAUCGUGUUGAUACAAGUAUUAUUGUAGAAUAUGAUGGAUGUCAGUACUUGACAAAAGGUGCAGCUACUAAGUUAUUGAUUGAAACAAGAGAUUUAGAAGUAUUGCCAAUUAUUGAUUUUAAAGUACGGAACUUCGAUAAACAAGGAACAUGUUCAUUAAGUGUAAAUGUCGGUGCUGUAUGCUAUCGUACAUAG
This is a messenger RNA of Schistosoma mattheei, 5153 nucleotides long. The record is from the annotation of a GenBank genome assembly. NCBI's taxonomy places the organism in Eukaryota, Metazoa, Platyhelminthes, Trematoda, Strigeidida, Schistosomatidae.